AAAAGGCGAGACUCCCGACCGACAACUCAACUCAAGAGGAAACAGAGGUUGGAAAGAGGAAACAAGAGGUUGGAAAGCGGAAACAAGGGAAAAAGAGGCCUGCCAAGUGAUUCAGAGCCACACUAAGAGAAAUAAGGAAGGUAAAGGAGAGAAAACAGGAGCUGAAGAAGAGAAAACAAACCGAGGAAGAAAAAGAAACUGAUCGAAGAAUAAGCUACAGAAGACAAGGAACUGAAGAGGAUUGAGAUAGAAAGAACUCCACCUUGGACGAUUCUGGGCAUAUUCCUCCUACUCAAGAAGAACAAAAAAAAAAACCGUACAAGAAAAAAACUAAAAACAAAACACGAGAAAUAAGUAAAACAAGACCAAGAAGAGACAAAAAACAAACACACUGAUACUGUGCCAAGAGGGAAAGGAAAGGAGGGAUAUGCGUCUGUCAGUGGGCAUGUGUCCCUCGCUAACAGCUGAGGUGGUGGAGAAGCUCAGGGCUCAGGGGGUGAAGAGUGUGAGGGAGCUGCUGUUAAGGGACUGCGAAGAGCUGGCAAGGAAGGCAUCUGUUAGCUAUAGGGAGCUCCGCAGCAUCCGCCGGGUUGCCAUCGCCCACCACUCUGUCUUCCCUGUGUCGGGCCAAGACCUGCUGAGUGAGGCCAUCCACACCACCCAAGUCUUGUCCACCGGCUCCAAAGAGCUGGACAAGCUUCUCGGGGGCGGCCUGGCGACUGGCGAUGUUGUGGAGGUGUGUGGACAGGCGGGUGAAGGCAAGACGUCCCUGUGCCUUCGCUUAGCUCUGCACACCGCCCAAGAGCUUGGCAUCUGCGUGCUGUAUGUGGACUCUAUGGGAGGUCUCUCUCCCCUCAGGAUUAACCCCAUAGUCGAGGCGUUACCACAAGAUCCGAAGACAGAAGAGGCGCUAAGUCGCAUCAAGGUGGUGGGAGCCUACGACGUGUGGGAGCUGUUCGACGCACUCACCAUCCCCACGCAGCCCUUCGUCCCCGUCAGGCAGGGUGGGGCUGGGGCUGGUGCUGGAGUGACCCUGAGCAAGAUUAAACUGGUGGUUGUGGACUCGGUAGCGACCAUCCUGUUCCCUCAUAUAUGUGGACAGCAAUCAAAGCAAGGGCUAGCGAUGAUGAACCAGCUAGCCGUGCGCCUGAAAACACUAGCCAGGGAACAGCAUUUGGCGGUGGUGGUGGUGAAUGAUGUGGUGCAGGCCAGGGGUGCUGAUGAGGACUACACCACCAACACCACCACCAGUGUCUCAAAUUCUCAGUUCAAUCCAGCGCUCGGAAGAUUAUGGCGAUCCGUCCCACACAUCCGCCUCUACAUCAAACGGACAAGGCAGUGCAUCGGCAAACGCGUACUGGUGAAGGACUCAGAAGGGGACUACCUGGCCCCUAGAAGCCCCCUGGAGCUGAUGGUGGCAGUGUGGAAGGGGACAAGAGUGAAGGAGAGGAGGGCUGUGGUUAAGUUUCCCGAGAAGUCUGUUGCACACUAGCUCCCGUCCCUCGAUUCCUGCUCCUCUUAAGAAUGUCCGUGGAUGGCUUUGAUGCAGGAGAAUGAGAAUGAUUGUGAGUUACCAGCACUGUAUGAGGCUUUGUGGUAGGGAAAUGAUACUGUCUGUGAUUAAUGGUAGCUACCCGAUCCCCUUUCCAGUUGCUCUUAAGAACGUCCGUGGAUGGGUUUGAUGUGGGAGAAUGAAAAUGAUUGAGUUACCAGUACUGCAUGAGGCUUUGCAGUAGGGAAAUGGUACUGUCUGUGGGUAAUGGUAGCUAUCCGUCCCUCUAUUCCUGCUCCUCUUAAGAAUGUCUGCGGAUCGGUCUGAUGCAGGAAAAUGACAAUGUUUGUGAAUCUCCGUGUGAAUCUAUUAGUUGUAGGAAAAUGAGGAAGAAAGUGAAGAAAAGGAGGAAGUGUGAUUCAUUAUCGGUUAUUGAUGUAUUGCGAUAUUCUGUUUGUUUUUUGUGUUUCUUUUGUUCUGUUUGAGUUAUAUUUUAUUUCACAGGUUAUGUUAUGUGAAGAAUAAGAGGAAGAGUGAUUUAUUAUCAGUUAUUAAUGUAUUGUGAUAUUCUGUUUAUUUCUUAAUAUACGUUUUUGUAGUUUAUUCGUUAUUUUUUAUUUCACACUUUAUUAUGUUAUGUUGGAUUGCCUUUAUUUUACUGUGUUCCAACUUUCUCAUAUUUUACUGUGUUCCAACUUUCUCAUAUUUUACUGUUUUCCAACUUUCUCAUAUGUCUCAUUCUGCCUUUUUCUAAGUGUCUUCAGUCUCUACCCUAUUGUUUGUGUUAUAGGAAGAGGUCAAGAACUAGUGAUAUUAUUUUUAAGUCCUCAGUUUAUUAUGUAUUGGAAUGGUCUGUUAUUUCCCGUGAUACUGAAGAGUUUAAUAAGAGCUAA
Molecule: messenger RNA, 2385 nt
Organism: Eriocheir sinensis (Chinese mitten crab)
Lineage: Eukaryota; Metazoa; Arthropoda; Malacostraca; Decapoda; Varunidae
Product: DNA repair protein RAD51 homolog 4-like
Exons: 6
Coding region: 428-1492 (354 amino acids)
Biological process (GO): reciprocal meiotic recombination; double-strand break repair via homologous recombination; telomere maintenance
Cellular component (GO): centrosome; Rad51B-Rad51C-Rad51D-XRCC2 complex; replication fork
Molecular function (GO): single-stranded DNA binding; ATP-dependent DNA damage sensor activity; ATP binding
Source: RefSeq, a predicted model, not a curated record